Messenger RNA from Racocetra persica, 363 nucleotides. NCBI's taxonomy places the organism in Eukaryota, Fungi, Glomeromycota, Glomeromycetes, Diversisporales, Gigasporaceae. The record is from the annotation of a GenBank genome assembly.
AAGCUGGCUUUUGAGAAAUAUGUUAGCAAGGUUGUCUUGCCAGUAGGUUUCUCCACGUUCGGUUAUGUUCAUGAGAGUGCUAAGAGGUUUGCGGAGCCUCUUGCGGGUGUUCUCAUCGAUCUUGCUGAUAAAAGUGCCUCAUCCCAGGGAAUGGGAUGUCGGUCAGUUUCUGGAUGUUGCAUGUGGGGGCAUGAAGUUCAGGCGCUCCCUGAUUGUACAUCAAUAGGUUGUCGGGAUAUUCCCCACUCACGGGUGGGAGGUGGGUUGGGCAUAAGUCAGGGGCUAUGUGUGUCUCUUGGGCAUUGGCGUAUUGACAUGGGCCCUGCUGGAGUGGGUCGAAAUGGUGGAGCAGGUUUUUGUUGA